CCCAUGUGUUUGCUUUAGCCCUCCAGUUUUGCCUCGGUGCAUUUCCAUCACGUUGAGUCCGUCCGUGGCGAUCCCUCUCUCUCUCGCUCUCUUUCUUCGUCUGUCUGAGCCUGUGAUUAGGUCUGUCUGUCCUUUUCCUCUCUUUUCUCCGUUUUCUACUUUCCUUUUCAUUCCAACAUGUUCCAUAACCCGUGGAUUACUAACUAUCUCAACCACGUCACUCAGUGUAGUCAAGGCUAUGUCGGUGAAGCUUCUGCUAAGCUCUACAGCCCUGCACUACUAAAGAAAAGAGCAGUAAGCUUUGGUGUGGAUGACAGGACAUCACUGGUUAAGAGUACAACAGAAAUUGAUGCAAACAUCCUAGCUGUACUGCCCAAAGUUUCAGAGCUAAGGAAGCAAUUUGAAACCUCUAUCAAAAGUGGUCCAGAAAUGAACAGGAAAGAGAGAAUUGCACGAAGGUUGGAGGGGAUUGAGGCUGAUGUUCCACCUGCUCUUACUACAAGCAUGCAACACACAGCCGGCCUGGUGACCAACCGACUACUGGAGGAGGACACACCACGCUAUACACGUGCUUCAGAUCCCAGCGAUCCAGGCAUUGUGGUGCGGCGCUACAACCGUGAUGAGAUAGAAGCUCCAGAGCGGCAAUCCAGAGCUCGGACAUGUCCAGAUCCACAGUUGUCCACCCACCCUGAGCCAGUCGGUCCUACCCCAGCCGGUUCUGAUGCAGCCAGCCUCAGCUCUAAAGCCGAGCGGAUUGCGCGCUACAAAGCUGAACGUCGGCGACAAUUAUCAGAACGUUACGGAAUCCUCCUCGACCAAGAGGUGGAUCUGGAUUACGCGCCGCGCUACACACAUGCACGGAGAGAGUCUGACCUGUCAGACAAAGGGGCUCCUCCUGACAGGGGACGUGGUGAGAGCAGGACAAGGGGCGUGGCAUUGCAAAAACGGGAUGCGGGGUGGGACCGAAGCAGCAGCAGGUCUAAAUACAGCAGUUCAGGGAUAGGGCGAGUCUUCAUGCCUUCUGACCCCACCCCCAAUCCUGCUCCUCCUCCAUCAGGCUUUGAUGCGGAGCGAGAGAGAGAGAGGGCAAUGAACUUGGAAAAUUAUAGACGAGCACCUGACCGAAGUACGAAACCACGCCCACAGGAAACUCCGGUUCCAAUGGAAACAACAACAGCCCAACCAGCGAGGGGUGUCGCUGUUGUCACUGUAGCAAGUUCUCCUAGGACAGCACGCAGAGCUUCGUUGCCCACAACACGAUAUGGCAUCUCUCCUGGAGACUUGUUCAUCGAGCAACAAGCUCAAAAUAUCCUCAACAGACAGGGAAUACGAGUAAGAGAGAGACAGACAAGGGAGGACAUCUCGGGAAGGGGUUCUGAUUCAGGGCCAGAUGCAUCUUCUGUCAGACGUCAUCCAACAGUUGCCCCUCCAUAUUUAGCUCCACGACCUCAAUCUGCAAACCAACCGCGAACACGGAGCUCUGAACCCCCAAUCCAACAACCUAAUCAGGAGACCCGUCAACAAAGGGCACAUAGUGCAGAGCGGCCGCGAUUCCAGCGCACUCACAGUAUGGACUCGCCUGCCUUUCAACAUAUAGUUUCAAGUGAAACUGGAAAUCAUCAGCGUGCCCAAAGUGCAGAGCCCCCAAACUAUGAACAGAGUCCUGGUAUACACCCUAGCACCAUGGGUCGUCAGUCUGGAUUUGGACAAAUCAAGCAAUCCCUACCAAAGAGAAAUAGUCAAGAUGCUCAAGAACCAUCACAAAUGCACAGACCUUCACAACAGCCACACCCAGCAUACAAAGAUCUCCAGCAGCCAUUUCCUGGUACCAGAGAUGCCCCACCACCUGUACAAAAGUAUCAGGCUAUCCUUCAACCAGUGCCUUUAGAUCGGGACACUCGCCAACCAGCUCAAGUACAUGCACCUACUCAGAAGCCUCUACAUGAACAUGAACACACCUUGCAUUCACGUCUGUCACAUGGGCAUUAUGGUCACAGCCCUCUGCAGUAUGGUUCAGUCCAGGCACUGCCUCCAGCAUAUGGGCAAAUUGUUUACUCGGCUCCUUCCCAUACUUCUAGCCAUCUAUCUUCAUCUUCUAAUGCUCAUGCAGCUCACCCUGUGCCUGGACCUUCACUUAGUAAGUCUGAGACAGUGGAUCCCAAAGGACGAUUGCCCAUACCCAGUUUGGCACCUGCUGACAAAGAGGGUGAAGAGACUAGACGAAGGGCCAGUGCUGAUCACAUUCAGCCCAUUCACAGAGAAGGUCGAUCAGCAUCCAGAGUGGAUCCAGCUUCAGAAGGGUUACUUAAGAGCAGAAAAGCUGUGCUACCCUCAGAGAUCCGCCGCAGGCAAAAGAGUGUGGAUGAUCCCAUGCGUGGACAAACUGAUGAAGGUUUGGAAAGUCAGAGAAUCAGAAGGAUCAGCCAGUCAGAGGAGAUAGAGGAGAGAGGUGGAAGAAAGUUGCACCAGUUGGAAGAAAGGGAGGGGCCUAAUGGAAGAGGAAUUGCUCAGAUGGAGGAGGGAACAAUAGCAGGUGAAAAGGUAAUUGGUCUACUAAAAGACAGAGAACAGCAUUAUGACCGAAGGACCAGUCAAUCUGAAGAAAGAGAGGUAGAUAGUGGCACAAACAAUAGUUGGAAAGGUGAAGAUGUGGGACGUGGUGUAAGGAAGAUUGGUCAAAGAAAAGAAAACAAGCAAGUGGCUGGUAUUAAAAAGGAGGAGGGUCAAGAUAAUUGGAGCACUCACCGGUUAGAGGGGAUGGAACAAGGAGGUGUCAGGAAAGUUGACGAAUUCAAAGAAAGAGAAUGGGAAGUUGAUCGAAGACAAGGCCACACUUUACAGUCUGUUGAACCACUGGUGCAUGGUGAUAAGAAAAUCGGUCAAGAGGUAGAGGAGCAGAAACAAGGCCAAAGGUUCCUGCAAAAAGAAGUGGCAGAAGGACAUGGUAGAAGACGACGGAUUAAUCUGUCAGAGAAUGAAGAAGGGCAUGUCAGACGGAGAAGGAUAAGCCAAUCAGAAGAUGAUUGGGAGGAACGUAGGGUACGUAAAAUUGGACAGUUGGAUGCAUGGGAAGUGCAAGGAGUGCAUCGAAUGGGCCAGCCAGAUGAUAAUUUUGAAAGACCUGACAAAGGAAAGCAGAGGUUAAACCCACAUCUACCUGAAGAAAUAGACACAGCUCCCACACAGCUAACCAAUCAACAGCAUUUUCUACACCAUAGGGUGGGGGAUGUUGGAGGCUACUUGCAGAAAGGUUCCUUCCUCCCACAAGCUCAACAUCGAGUGAGCCAGGAUGCAGGUGACCUGAGGCCAAAGGUGCGAAUCCGCUCCAUGUCAGAUAUUGGAGUAACUCAACGGUCUGCUGCAUUGAGAAGUCUGGAGCAUGCUGCCAGUCGAGAGUCUGCAAUGGUGAUAGGUACAAGGCUUCAUACUAGAGAGCCGAGUGGUGUGGCCAAUGGUGAAAUGGGCACCUUGGACACAAGAGUUUCUGUGGCUAAACUGAGACAUUCCUACCUGGAGAAUGCUUCUGGACACAGACCUGAGCUGGAGUCUAAAGGAGACCAGGUUCCCAUGGAGAUCGAUCCAGUUGUCAACAGUGACCGGGAGAGAGGAGCACGUCGGCCCAGACGUUACAUUUCCCCUGGAGAUGACAGAAAGUCAUCUGAGAGGUUUAGAACCCAGCCAAUCACAUCAGCCGAAAGGCUGGAGUCUGAUAGGUCCCAUCUUAGUCCAGAGCUUCAAUGUGCAGAAUGCGAGUCAAAAUUGGAUGAGGAAAAAAUGGAUGAACGAGCUAAAAUGAGCGUGGCAGCCAAGAGGUCUCUUUUCAGGGAGCUGGAGAAGACUUCAGAGGGAGGUGUCCCCAAACCUCGAUCACGCAAUGCUGCGGUUGAGCGGAGACUCAGACGAGUGCAGGAUCGUUCACGGACACAGCCGGUCACGACAGAGGAAGUUGUCAUUGCUGCUACUUCCCCCGCUUCCCCUUCUCAAGUCAUCAUUAUUCAAACCACUGCUCCCAGAAUCCCCAGUCCUGCUGUAGUCAGCACUUCCAUGACUAGUUUCAGUCUGCAGGCAUCAUCAGCACAUGGAUCGACCCACCAUGAGCAGGAGAAAGAAGAUGUUUCGAAGGAGGCGGUUCCGGGAGAAGAGGAUUUGGGUCCCGAGGAGCCAGACUUAUCAACACUAAGCCUUUAUGAGAAGAUGGCAUUAUUCAAUCGCUUGUCACAUCCCUCUGGCCAGUCAGCAAACGGACCCCGUCCUGACACACGCCAGCGUAGAGCCAACACCCGCUUUCAGACUCAACCAAUCACCCAGGACGAGGUUGAUCAGCUGCAAAAUGGAAGCGUGAAGUUGGAGCCUCUCUCUGCAUCACUGGUCCGCUCUGUUACCGCGGUCACCGCCCAGGCCUCUGUUGCCACGGUGAUAAGUGCUUCCCCAUCAAUGACCGCAGAUGUUCGCAUGGGGAUCUCUGCAGCUCCACCCACCACUCAGGCCUCACCCAAUCAGGUGGUCUCUGCUCCGUUUCCGUCCUAUGAGAGAGGAGUUCGAUACUUCAGUCUUACAGAGAGUGGGGAAAGACCCACACCUGAUGUUCAGUCCCCGCCCCCCGCAGAGCUGCCCGGCCAAUCGGUGUACAGCAAGGGUGUGGCCGACGAGAGUGGGCGGAGGGGAAGACUAGGGUAUUUAAGCAGAGAGGAGAGAGACACAGAGCUCCCCAGUGCGACUUCCCCUCUGCACACACAUGCGCUCAGACACACACCCCCUCACGGCAGGGGAGACGCAGAGCUGAGUGGCCCACGGGAGAGGGAGAAAGAGGGUACACCCAUCUCGCAGGGAGGCUACCUCUCGCCAGAUGCCCAUCAGACGGCAAGAGGAAGCGGUACCAGAGCCAUCGUCUCAGAUGCCUCUGAUCCCAGCGUUCCCGUAAGGACGGUGAGCACAGCUGCGGUCUCCUCCAGAAGUUCUUCACACACCUCAAACACUCUCACUUACCUCCAACAAGCCCAGUCCUACACGCCUCUGCAGCCUCAACCAAAACCAGUGCAGCACCCUCAAAUCGACACACCAACCCAUGCUAGACCUCAAACACAACCCUACAGCCCGCCGACACCACCACAGACACAGGCCAAACCACAAGCACACCUCAUUUCUGACUCUCAACCUCACAUCCACGUUGACUCUCAGGCUCCUCCAUGGCAAACCCAGCUGUUCCCUGAACCCCAGCGGCAGGUGCAACCCAGGGUCCCGCCGCAGACGCAGCCCAAACCGCAAUCCUUCCUUCCACCUCAGUCACAUGCCUACAUUCCCCCUCAACCCAAGAUACCCCCUCAAACCCAGCCCAAACCCCAGUGCGUCAUACCACCUCCAACACAACCCCAAGAAGAGAUCCUGGGAAAAUACAGCCCCUCUGGACUCGUCGUCUCCAAAGACCAAAAGCCAGAGAUCCACGAAGAUCCAGAGGCCAUGACAUCUAUGUCAAUCAAAGAAAGGUUAGCCAUGUUGAAGAAGAGUGGAGAGGAAGAUUGGAAAAACAGGAUCAACAAGAAACAGGAAGUGGUGUCUGUAAGCGAGAAGAGUAGUCAAAUAAUGGAGGAGCAAAGCUUUACGAAAAAGGACGAGACCGUUAUCAGAGAGUUUGCAUCAUCUGAGCAGCUCUGGGAGCCUGUCUUUUCUUCCACCUACUCUCCUCCUCCUCUCCCAUCUACCCCAAAAUGCCAAUAUGUAGGACAACAAGGCAAGAAGCUUGAAGAGGGGGAGGGGCAGAUGUCCAUUGAAGAAAGGAAGCAGAUGAUCUCGACGCAGGAGGAGGCGUGGCAGAGCACAGGGAGGGGCGUGGCCAAUGACUCCGGCCAGUACACUGUGGCUGCCAGGAUGGUGAAAAAAGGUCUGGCUGCUUCCUCUGCAGUGAUCAGCCCUAUUCUGUCUCCAGUCUCUGCUAAACUGAAGAGCAGUGUGCCAGCUAUCUCGAAACCACAGGAAGAAAUUGAGGCCAGAGCAGAGAUGGAAUCUGAUAAGAAGCUGGAAAAGCUGGAGACGUUUUUAGGGCGUUUGAACCGUAAAGUAUCAGGUUUGCAGGAGACGACUUUGACGGUGACAGAAAAAGCCGUGAAGGAAGUGAUGCGACUGGAUGAUGAGAUCUUUUCAAAAUUUUACUGCCACAUGACAGAUAUUCCCCGCAGCAGGAUGCAUCUGGAUGAGGACUUUGAUGCCAUCUUCGGAAAACAAACUCCAACCUUGACAUCGGCGAUGGUGCAGCACAAGCGGGCCGUUCGUCCCUCCCGUAAUGUCCAGGCCUCCAGGAACCCCUUAAAGAUUCUCGCUGCAAGAGAAGACAUACGACAGGAGUACACUGAGGAGAGACUGAACAUCGGUCAGCUAGAAACCAAGAGAAUUAAACAGGAGAAAAUGAGCAAGAGCUCCAGUUUGUCGGAUGCAGCUCUGGCUGGUUUGGCCAGUAAAGAGAGCUACAGCAGCGUGAGUCUGCGCAGUGUCAGUGUCUCAGAGCAGAUGACCAAUAACAGCGCAGCGCCCUACAAAAAACUCAUGCUCAUGCAGGUCAAAGGUCGACGUCAUGUCCAGACCAGACUAGUGGAGCCUAGAGUGUCCUCUCUGAACAGCGGUGACUGUUUUCUACUGGUUACGCCUGAGCAUUGCUUCGUUUGGAUCGGAGAGUUUGCAAAUGUCAUUGAAAGAGCCAAGGCAUCAGAACUGGCCACUUUCAUCCAGCUGAACCACGACCUUGGUUGUCGAGCUGCACUGGUAGAGACGAUCGAAGAUGGAGUGAAUGCUCAAAGCCCUGCAGCUGCUGAGUUCUGGAAGAUCCUGGGAGGACCAGCCAACUACCACUCGGCCGGAUCUCCAGACGAGGAUGAGAUGUUUGAAAGUGCCAUUGUGGAGACAAACUGUAUCUUCCGUCUUGUGGACGAUAAACUGCUUCCUGAUGAUGAUUUCUGGGGGAAAGUGCCUCGUAGUUCACUUUUGGGCUCUAAAGAGGUGGUAGUGUUUGAUUUCGGUAGUGAAGUGUACGUGUGGCAUGGUAAAGAGGUAACAUUGGCACAGAGGAAGGUGGCGUUUCAGCUGGCCAAGCACCUUUGGAACGGGACGUUUGAUUAUACCAACUGUGACAUCAACCCUCUGGAUCCUGGAGGACACAACACGCUCAUACCGAGGAAAGGUCAAGGCCGCCCAGAUUGGGCCAUGUUUGGCAGACUGACCGAACAUAAUGAAACAUGUCUUUUUAAAGAGAAGUUCCUGGACUGGAAAGAUGCUUCUAGACUGUCACCUAAAAAUGUCAUCGAGCACCCCUUCCAGCAGAAGGAGUCUCCGGGCACAGAUUCCCAUUCUGAGUGGCAGGCGUACAGCGCCACUCUGAUGCUUCCGGUCCUGCAGUCGCCCAUCAGUACAGUUCUGGACGGUCAGAAUGUGGGUCGAGGAUACGGUCCGGUGGGGAACGGCUCGGAUGACUGCAUGCGCUCUCUGGAGAUCAGCACGGUUUCUGUUGAUGUCUGGCACAUCCUGGAGUUCGACUACAGCCGACUACCCAAGCAGAGCAUCGGCCAGUUUCAUGAGGGAGAUGCUUACGUAGUGAAAUGGAAGUACAUGGUGAGCGCAGCAGUGGGCAGCAGGCAGAAGCUGGAUCCGGUGCGCAGUGCAGGUCCCGGCAGGGAGAAGUGCUGCUAUUUCUUCUGGCAGGGCAGAAACUCGACGGUCAGUGAGAAAGGAACAUCUGCGCUCAUGACUGUUGAACUGGAUGAAGAGAGAGGAGCACAGAUGCAGGUCCAGCAGGGGAAGGAGCCGCCCUGUUUCCUGCAGUGUUUCAAUGGAGGGAUGAUUGUGCAUUCUGGGAAGAGAGAAGAAGAAGAGGAGAACAUUCAGAAUGACUGGCGUCUGUACUGUGUGCGAAGUGAGGUGUCUGUAGAGGGCCAUCUGCUGGAAGUGGCAUGUCACUGCAGCAGUCUGCGAUCACGCACAUCAAUGGUCCUUCUGAACAUCAACAAAGCCCUGAUCUACCUGUGGCACGGCUGCAAAAUGCAAACACACACACGGCAUGUCGCUCGAACCGCCGCAGAGAAGAUAAAAGAACAACGGCCACUGGAAGCGGGACUUCACAGCAGCUGCAAUGUGACCAUUCAUGAAUGUGAGGAAGGUGGCGAGCCAGUGGAAUUCUGGGAAGCGUUAGGCAGGAAGGACCGCAAGGCCUACGACUGCAUGCUUCAAGACCCUGGCAAGUUUAACUUCACCCCGCGUCUGUUCCAGCUCAGUAGUUCUUCGGGUGAGUUUGUGGCGCUGGAGUUUUUCAACCCAUCCAGAGCCGCAGACCUUGUUUGCUCCCUGCCGUUCCUGCAGGAGGAUCUGUACUCUGCCCCUCAGCCAGCUCUGUUCCUAGUAGAUAACUAUCAUGAAGUUUACCUGUGGCAGGGCUGGUGGCCGCAGGAUACUGAGAGUACUGGUUCUGCCCGCAUCCGCUGGGACGCAGACAGGAAGUGUGCUAUGGAAACCGUGUUGCAGUACUGCAGAGAAAAGAACGAGAAGAAGCCUCAGAAGUCAUACUUGAUCCAUGCUGGAUUAGAGCCUCUGACCUUCACAAACAUGUUCCCCAGCUGGGAGCACAGAGAGGACAUUGCUGAAAUCACAGAGAGGGAGGCAGAGGUGUGUAACCAGAUCAUUCUGGUGGAGGAUGUUCUGGCUCGACUGUGUCAGAGUAUUUAUCCUCUAGCAACACUGCAAACCCGUCCCCUUCCCCACGGCGUCGACCCGCUGAGACUCGAGAUGUACCUGACCGACGAGGACUUUGAGCGAGUGUUAGACAUGAAGAGAGAAGAGUUUGACGCUCUGCCUGGAUGGAAGCAAGUGAACCUAAAAAAAGCCAAAGGACUCUUUUAGAAACCUGACUAAAGUCGUCACAGUGACAUAAUUAUCACUGUCCAUUUCCUUAAUGGCCACCGGUUCUGCGCUCACCUCAGCAUUUAGACCUCUUUUGGUUAAGGGAGGUGGUUGUGCACUGAGAACAGUGUAAACGGUCAGGUCAAAGGUCACUUUAGGAUCUACAGAUUCACCUGCUGUGGCGUCCGCUUUUGAUGUAUUUUUUAAGUCUGUGGAGGUGAUGUCUGUGUGUGUCUCCUCACCACAUUCAUGUACGACGAUUUGCGGUCUGUGAGCAGUGCGUUUGUUCAUGUAACAUCUAAAACAAGUAUGUUUAGUACAUGAAAUCAAUACACUCAUCUUCCCAUUCGGUACGAUCUGCGAUGGGUUUUUGUUGCAAUGUGUGUUUGUGUUUGAUAAGUCUGCUGAAUAAUUGGAAAUUGUAUAAACUUUGUAGCAAACAAUGAAGCAGCAGAAAAUCCUGUGUGAUCGCUCUAAAUGUUGUCAUAUGUCUUAGAAUAUUCUUUUUUGAUCCAAGAGGAGUUUACAUGCUGUGUCUGUAAUUUUUUUGUGUGGUAUUCUCAUGUGAAUGGCUGUUGGUUGUGUUGUGCCGGUCUCUCUUUCUUGAGGUGUGAGGGACAUCAUGUUUGUUUGUAUUCAGACAGCAUGGAAUAAUGGACGAGAGUAAGAAAAGAUAUUAAUUUAAAUGUACAGUAUAGUGCCUUGCUUUUGUGUACAGUUUCUAUACCAAACACACACUAGUCUGCAUUUCAGAGACUUUCUUUUGUGAUAAAAGAAAUGGUGAAUAAAGAAA
Molecule: messenger RNA, 9670 nt
Organism: Sinocyclocheilus anshuiensis
Lineage: Eukaryota; Metazoa; Chordata; Actinopteri; Cypriniformes; Cyprinidae
Product: supervillin-like
Exons: 39
Coding region: 178-8877 (2899 amino acids)
Biological process (GO): barbed-end actin filament capping; cytoskeleton organization; actin polymerization or depolymerization
Cellular component (GO): actin cytoskeleton; cytoplasm
Molecular function (GO): actin filament binding; phosphatidylinositol-4,5-bisphosphate binding
Source: RefSeq, a predicted model, not a curated record